This is a messenger RNA of Styela clava, 1866 nucleotides long. RefSeq names its product UBX domain-containing protein 4-like. Gene Ontology annotation, biological process: ERAD pathway. Gene Ontology annotation, cellular component: endoplasmic reticulum. The record is from RefSeq and is a predicted model, not a curated record. Gene Ontology annotation, molecular function: protein binding. Lineage: Eukaryota; Metazoa; Chordata; Ascidiacea; Stolidobranchia; Styelidae.
UCAUUAUUAUAAUUUCAUUGUUCAUAAACUAGCAUACUACGGUAUCAUAACAGCAAAAAAUCACCAUGGUUUGGUACUCUGGAAGUAUACCUGAAGCCAUUGCAGAAUCAAGGAAAAGCUCAAAGCUGUUUGUUGUAUACAUUACUGGUGAUGAUGAAGAAUCUAGUAGAAUGGAUGAAAUGUGGAAUAAUGAAAGUGUCGAAAAUAUUUGCAAAUCAAUGUGUGUUACUCUUAAAUUGAGUGCAGAGAGUGAGGGCUGCAAACAGUUUUCGGCAAUUUAUCCGGUAUUAAAAGUACCAAGUGCACAUUUUAUUGAUAAUAGUGGUAAAGUAUUAGAAGUGAUUUAUGCGCAGUCUUCACUUGAUGAUUUUGUACAGAACCUUCGGAAUAUUACCAAGUUUGAGUCAAAUGCAGCAAAAAGCUCAUCAGAGGUUCAAGAGGAAGCUAAUAGCGGUCAGACAUCAGGGGCAGCGAGCGACGAAAAUAUACCAAAGGUUUUGCCACAAAAGAGUGCUGAAGAAAUGGAUGCGGAAACUAAACGGCUUCAACAGAAAAUUAUAGAAAAACGAGAAAAAGACCAAAUCAAAAAACAAGAAGAUUUAAAGGUGAAAGAAGUAGAACGGCGAGAACUAGGAAAAAAUUUGCUGAAAAUGAAGGAAGCUCAACAAGAGGCUAAAAUGAAACAAGAUAUGGAAGAGAGGAGAAGAGAUAAACAGGAGGAAAAAGCUGCAAAAGAGAGAGUAAAACGUCAAAUAGAACAGGAUAGAUUGGAUAGGGCUGCAAGGUUUCAACAAGAAAAACUUGAGCGAGAACAAACCAAUAUCAAUAAAAAAGCUGAGGCGGAAAAGGUAAAUGAAGAAAAACUGAAAGAAGAGAGGAAGGAACGAGAUUCAAAAGCAAGGUUACAGUUUCGAAUGCCAGAUGGAUCUACAACAGUUCAACAGUUUGAUUCUAUGGAUGUUUUACUUUCUGCAUUCUCUUUUGUCGUCAGCUUGAAUCAUCCACUAUUUCCAACCAUUAAUUCAUUUGAUCUUGCGACAGCUUUUCCAAAAAAAGUUUUUUUGGUAUCUGAGCAAAAUCAAACCUUUGCUGAGCUGGGGUUGUCUCCGAGUGCGUCUCUUGCUGUACUGCCACGGCAAAAUAGAAGGGGAAUUUCUUCUUCUGACAAUUCUGUGACGUCCUCCAUACUAUCGAUGAUAAUGUUUGUAUUAUUAAUUCCAUCAAAAAUUCUGAUGUUUCUUUGGUCAUUUAUUUCUGGCGGUACAAGAACAGAACAACAACAACCUGUAACUUCUAGUCAGGGUGAUGCAUCAACCAGUCAUAGCAGAUGGAGUGAUGACGGAGGUUUAAGGCGAAGAACAGUAGGCCAACAAGAAUCAAUGGAACCAAAACGACAAGGCAACAUGACCAGAUUAAGUGAUGUUACACGAGAAGACGAUGAUGAGGCGACAUGGAAUGGUAAUUCUACACAACAGAUGUAAGAAUGCAAAAACAGAAUGAGCUCCAUUGAUCGCAAUAUAAUUCUUUGCAAUAAUGACUAUAGCUUGUCAAUAUUUCAAUUUGAUGUCAGAAUGAUAUUUAAAUAUAUAGCAAAGUGUACACGUGCAUUUCAAACGUUUUUUUUGUGUAUUUGGGAAUGGAAACCAUUCAGUAUACUUUAUAAUUUGCAGGUGUUUCUUUUUUGCGAGCCUUUUUUCAUGCAGUGAACACUGGGCUAUUUUGCUGCUAUUUCUUAGUCCAUUGCAUGAGUUUUUCAAAGCGGCUGUAGGAACACAGCAUAAAAAACACGGAAAAAAGGAGUUUGUGUUUUGUUAAUCUAUUUUUAUUUAUUGUUCAAAAUUAUUAAUUGAAAUCACGUAUGUCUUA